Messenger RNA from Cyphellophora attinorum, 891 nucleotides. RefSeq names its product NAD/NADP-dependent indole-3-acetaldehyde. Gene Ontology annotation, molecular function: aldose reductase (NADPH) activity; oxidoreductase activity, acting on NAD(P)H as acceptor. The transcript is spliced from 8 exons. Bases 1 to 891 code for a protein of 296 amino acids. Lineage: Eukaryota; Fungi; Ascomycota; Eurotiomycetes; Chaetothyriales; Cyphellophoraceae. Gene Ontology annotation, cellular component: cytosol. The record is from RefSeq and is a predicted model, not a curated record.
AUGGCUAAACUCGAUCUCACAGUCCCAGAUCUCAGCCUUCCAGAUGGGAACAAGAUCCCUAUGCUUGGCUACGGAACUGGAACUGCCUGGUACAAGAAGGACGACGACCCGUACGACAAAGCGCUUAUCGAAGCUACACUGACGGCCGUAAAGCUUGGGUACACACAUCUGGAUGGCGCCGAGGUGUACAACACCGAGGAGGAGCUUGGUGAAGCUAUUUCCAAGUCGAAGGUCCCUCGCGAGAAGCUGUUCAUCACGGACAAGGUCGCGACGAACAUCCAGGACAUCCCGUCAGCAAUCGACAUCAGUUUGAAGAAGCUUGGCCUGGACUACCUCGACUUGUACUUGAUUCACGAGCCGUUCUGGGCGAAGGGAGACGAGGCAGAGCUUCAGAAGAAAUGGGCACAGAUGGAAGAUGUGCUCGCCUCCGGAAAGGUCAAGUCGAUUGGUGUCUCGAACUACCUGAAGCCAGACCUGGAAGCAAUCCUGAAGACGGCCAAAGUCCGGCCCGCCAUCAACCAAAUUGAAUAUCACCCAUAUCUUCAACACGGGGAUCUCAUUACCUACCACAAAUCUAAGGACAUCAAGCUUGCUGCGUACGGUCCUCAGUUGCCCGUCACAAGAUUCACUGGAGGCCCUCUGGACCCCAUCCUCGAGUCCCUGGCGAAGAAGUAUGCAGUCAACCCUGGCGAGAUCUUGCUGAGAUGGGUCAUCGACCAAGGUAUCGUAGCAGUGACCACCAGCAGCAAGGAGCAAAGACUGAGCGAUUAUCUGCGGAUAUUCACCUUCAACCUCACUCCCAAGGAGAUCGAGCAGAUAUCCGAGACGGGCUCAGGUUACCACAAGAGAGGCUUCUGGAGUGCUAAAUUUGCCGACGACGAUACAUCGUAA